Molecule: messenger RNA, 661 nt
Organism: Rotaria sp. Silwood2
Lineage: Eukaryota; Metazoa; Rotifera; Eurotatoria; Philodinida; Philodinidae
Source: the annotation of a GenBank genome assembly
AUGUCUUUUGAAACUGAUGAAAAUUGUUUAAAAAAAUGUUUGGAAGAAAUAAUUGAAAUAAUUGAAACGACAAAUGUUGAACAAUCAUCUUAUACAAAUUCUCGUGAUAAAUUUGAUUCAAAUAAACAAAUUAUGGAAAAUCUUACAAUACAAAUAAAUAAUAAAUUAAAAAGUUUACUUAAUUUAUUAUCUUUGAAAUACCGAGAAUAUUUUUUAGAUUUUUUUUCUGAUUAUAUUUCUGAUUAUUCAAAAGGAAUAUUUAAUGAAACAAUUAAAAAAUAUAUUCUUAAACAAUUAUCUCAUGAUCUUAUUGGUAUUAUACAAUCAUUUGAUGCUUUUCAAGCUUCAUUUGAUGGAAAUUUAUCAUUAGUUAAACAAUUUGUUGAAAUACAUCCGAAAUAUAAAGAUAAAUCGUCUAUUUGGGAUACAACAUUAUUAUAUUCAUCAUCAAGAAAUAAUUAUUUAGAUAUUGUUAUAUAUCUUAUUGAACAAGGUAAAUGCUAUAUUAAUGUACAAAAUCGAAAACAUAAUAAAAAUUUCUCAAGAGAUAUGCGUUUAAGUCCAACAUCUGGUUCAACAGCAUUACAUGCUGCUUGUUAUUAUGGACAUAUUGAUAUAGUUAAAUAUUUAAUUGUUAGUGGAGCUGAUUAUUUUAUUAAAA